AUGUUGUCGCGCGGCCUUCGUCUCGCUCCCCGAGCGUUAAUUGCGUCCUCGAUCCGACCCUCCGUCUCGAUUUCCCGACACCUCCCUCAGUCCGCCUCUACGCCGUCUGUCUCUCGGUCGUAUCAUGAGAAGGUUAUCGAUCACUACGAGCGACCGCGAAAUACGGGCUCGCUGCCAAAGGGAGAUGUCGAUGUCGGCACGGGUCUCGUGGGAGCUCCUGCCUGCGGCGACGUCAUGAAGCUCCAGAUCCGUGUAGACCCUGACACCAAGGUCAUCUCCGACGUUCGAUUCAAGACCUUUGGUUGCGGUUCUGCCAUUGCUUCGUCCAGCUAUCUUACUGAGCUCGUCAAGGGCAUGACUCUCGAUGAAGCUGCCCGUGUAAAGAACACGGAUAUCGCCAAGGAACUCUGCUUGCCUCCCGUUAAGCUUCACUGCUCUAUGCUCGCCCAAGAUGCCAUUCAAUCCGCGAUAUCGAACUACUACACGAAGAACCCAGAGGCCCGGCCUACCAAUCUCGGCGGAACUGAAAAGAAGUUGCAUGAGGCUGGCGGAGCUGCGGCCUCUGCUGCUUAA
This is a messenger RNA of Scedosporium apiospermum, 573 nucleotides long. RefSeq lists its product as uncharacterized. Gene Ontology annotation, biological process: iron-sulfur cluster assembly; intracellular iron ion homeostasis. The record is from RefSeq and is a predicted model, not a curated record. NCBI's taxonomy places the organism in Eukaryota, Fungi, Ascomycota, Sordariomycetes, Microascales, Microascaceae. The coding region runs from base 1 to 573 and encodes 190 amino acids. The transcript has 2 exons. Gene Ontology annotation, cellular component: cytoplasm; mitochondrial matrix. Gene Ontology annotation, molecular function: ferrous iron binding; 2 iron, 2 sulfur cluster binding.